CAGCUUGAUUAUAAUAAUAGUCUAUCCUAAAAAGUAAUAAAUGCAUGAAUUCAUUUCCAGCAUCGCUCUGAGAUACGAUGUUCCUCAUUUUAGAGAUAUGACACCUUAGAGAUAAAAACUAUGAACACUGAGUUAUUUUAACCAGCUGUUCAGCUUUUAAUGUUAAUAUGUGAAAUUAUAGUUACAAAUAUUAAGAUUAGAGUACUUCAGUUUCUACAAAAAGAAUUAAAUGUAUAUAAGUGGAAUUUUAUACUAAUGCUGGAAAAUGUUUCAGUGCUAGUGAAGAUAUGCAAUAAUGGACUAUUAUACCAGUAUAUAGCAGGAAAUAUGCCAUAUUUUAGACUAUGUGUGUGUUUUUAGAUUUUUAUUUAUUACAAACUUCCUUCAGUUCUUCAGAAAAAUCCAUUUGCAUAUAUGUAAAGCUUGACUUAAUGAUUUGAAAUUAUGGUAUGACUGAGGUUUGGAAUAAAUCUGAACAUAUGCCGCAAACGAUGGAUGAACAGAACAUAUGAAUGUUGCUGUGGUACACCAAAGAUUUUGUAUGUUUGUGGCCUGACUUUCUUUUUUGCCUCAAGGCCAGUUUUCCCGCAAUCCAUGGCACCGACAUCCAUGUGGGCUUCCUUGUUCGUUUUGUUCUGUUGUAAUUUACAGGAGGCUGAAAAUGGAAGAGUUCAUACCCACUACUUUGCGCAUGGAUGUGAGGGAAGAGAGAGAGGCUUUCUUUGCCCAACAGGAGGGUGUGAGCAACAGUGAGAGCCGCAUGUGGAUCUGUAAGCCUACGGGUAUGAACCAGGGAAGAGGGAUCUUCCUUUUGAAGAGCAAGGAGGACAUAGCUGCCUUCAGACUGAAGCUGAAGCACACGGAGGACCGCCGGUUCAACAGGAAAAUGCAUUACCGCCAGCCUCAGGCUUACAUCGUUCAACAUUACAUCCAGAACCCGCUGCUGCUGAAAGGGAAAAAGUUUGACGUGCGCUCCUACCUUCUCAUCGCAUGCACUGCACCUUAUGUGGUCUUUUUCCGUCAUGGUUACGUGCGACUGACUUGUGACCUCUAUGACCCCACCUCCAAGAACCUUUCUGCCCACCUGACCAACCAGUACAUGCAGAAGAAGAACCCUCUUUACAGCCAACUGAAGGAAGACACUGUGUGGUCCAUGGAGAGCUUCAACGCCUACGUCAACGACAGGUUUCAGGCUGCAAAGGAUCUGCCCAGGGACUGGGUGCUGGGCGCCUUUGCAAAGCGCAUGCAGCAGAUCAUGAGCCAGUGCUUCUUAGCAGUCAAGUCUAAGUUAGACUGCCGCCUGGGGUUCUUUGACUUGAUCGGCUGUGACUUCUUGGUCGAUGAAGACUUCAAAGUGUGGCUGCUGGAGAUGAACUGCAAUCCAGCUCUCCAUACGAACUGUGAGGUGCUAAAGGAGGUGAUACCCAGCGUGGUUGUGGAGACACUUGAUUUGACUCUGGAGAUCUUCAGGAAGAUUCGUGGCAGGCAGAAAAUUUUUCCUUUGGUCAGUCAGAGGGAGUUUGUGCAUCUCUAUAGUGCUUUUUCCACUACAGAGAAGUCUAGCACGGAAUUGCCGAAAAACACCAAAGAUGUACAGAAAACUGAACCCAGAAGGUUUAUGUGUGGAACAGAGGAAAAAAGUGUUCCCUCGGCAUCCCCUGAUAAUUCUGCAAAUGAUUCAGCACUUCCAAAACGAAGGAGCAGGUCAAUGAGUGGCCACCGUCCCACCAGCACUUCACAAAAUCAUCAUGAGUCAGGGCAUUCACAUUAUACAGCUAAACUCAAGCUAAGCAAAAGUACUUUGAAUCAUCAUUUAAAGGCUGGAAAUGACCAUCACAUCCCCUUCAUCACUAGCUCUGAGUGAGUGAAGCUCUACCUGUCUGUGGCUCUCCUGGGACACAGUACCUUACAGUAUUGAACAUGUGGAACAAUUUAGGAUACGAAGAGUUUAGUGUAGAAAAGAAAAGAGGAACUGUGACAGUAUGCAGACAGCUGUGGUAUAAAAAGCCUUUGGUGCUUUUUAAAGAUUUUAAGAGAAACACUCUGGAAAAUGCGUCAAUAAAGAAUGUAUUCAUCAUCAACAAUA
Neolamprologus brichardi is the source of this 2086-nucleotide messenger RNA. The record is from RefSeq and is a predicted model, not a curated record. NCBI's taxonomy places the organism in Eukaryota, Metazoa, Chordata, Actinopteri, Cichliformes, Cichlidae.